ACAUGAAAGAAUUGAAAACAUCCUCUGAAUCAUUUCCAGAUUGAGACGUGCACCAGAGUCAUUUGGCGCCCUGGCAAUAAGUUUGAAAGCUUGAACUUCAAAUUCUCGAACUUCGCGACUAGUCAAUUCUACCGAACUUUAACGCGACUUCAUUUUCUCACUCGACGGUGCUGCCAUUUUAUCUACAGGUAGCGUACACAGAAUAUGCUCUCCCAGGUCUACCGAAUCGCCAAGCUCCCAAGAGUAUAAGGAAAUCGGGCUAGGCUCUAUGCAUCAUACCUCCUAAUAGCGCUAGGAUUUCUACUGCUUUCCUUACAACUCGAUUUAGGUUUUCUCCGACAGUCGCAUUCUACUCUCAAAUUCAACCACGCACGGCUCCCCAGUCGGAGUUAAAGGAUACAAUACCAGAAUGAGUGCAGCUGCCAAUGAACCGUCGUCCAGUUCAUCGCAUCCUGCUGAGCCUCAAACAACCACCAGCCCUCCCGUAGCCAUUCUGGACAUUGGCGAUCAUCGCAACGAAACUGUGAUACAGACGUUGUACAACCUGCUUAUACGACCACACGAGAAGCUCGUAGUCGCGACUGACGCAGAUUUUGACUUUGAUCUUGAUGUUCAAACCAUGGAUUUGAAUGUCGUUCUGAACGCCAUGGCCUACGUAUCGUCGGUCUCGCUCGAGGACCGCAUCGCUCUCAGCGUAACCGAAGCACAAGACAAGCUCACCUUUCAUAUUAGUCGGGAACUUGACGAUCAGCAGCCGGAUGAUUUGGUAGCCUUUUGGAAGGAGCAGUGGCUGAGGUUCAGAGUUUUGUCAAAGAAUUUGACUCAUUGCCAUGCGCGAGACGACUUAGGCUACUUUGAUUCCGAAGUUGGCCUAUCGCCUGUGGCUGUAGCGACCACCGAAGAUAUAGUCGAGGCAAUCAUCUUGCGCGGUGUCCCAAAGCUCCGAGUCUUACUCGAGGACUAUAAAUUCUCCUACGAGUAUGGAUGGCUGAGCUAUUACUGGCGUUGCAUAUUGGAUCCUGUGCACAGGGACCUAUAUAAGGUCCUGGACAAGAUGCAUUUGCUCCUUUCUAGACUGCAAAAGUUGCUCGCAGUGACGGAAAUUAACAAGCCGGUGCUGGUCAGUACGACACGACAACUACUUGCGCUCAAGGAGGAGUAUGAACGUGAGGAGGACGUAUGGCUUGAGAAGCAUGCCGAUCGAGCUGCAUAUAGAGAUUAUGUGGAACAUGGCGGUCCGAAACCCAAGAUAGACUAUGCCCAGACGCUCUACGAAAGACUAUCAAGAUGUGCCGUUUUGCCGAUGCACGCAAUCAUCUUGCUCAGCUUUGCAAAGUCUCCGGAAUUCCUCCCAUGGGUGGAUUUUAAGUUCGAGGUGAUCCCUAUUUCUUGUCCCAAGAUGCGACUGCAAUAUACGGAGCGGCCUGCGGCGAAGUGGUCCAGAUGGAUGCAACAAGCUGUCUUGGGUUUUGAAUCUGAAUCCCCGUUGCUACGAACACGCGGAAUUCACUAUGCCUCUGAAGCCGCAAAGCGAGUCAAGAAAUGUCCAACUUUCGAUGCCUGUGUGCAUGCGGAGUGCGCCUUACUUGAGUAUCAUCACAAUGCAUGCGUCCGUGCUUCAAGGGAGAAGACCGACUUUACACUACCCGGUCCUUAUGUAGCUUGCUCGCACCCGCCGUGUCUGGCAUGUAGAUGUUAUUUCAAGACUUACAGCCAAUCACCAGCAGAUGUUCUCGGACUCAAGCUAAAUCUUCGUUACUUUGCUGGAGACAUCACUGGCCGCGGCUGGCUACUACCCGACCUUGAGGGAGAUAGCGACGUGUUGGAGUUUCACCGACUUCUGAAAAACAGCCUCGCCGAGUUUUACAGUAAAUUCCUUAUCUGUAUCGGCACACGUGGAAAGGCCCGCAAGGAAUGGGUUGCAUAUCCACAUAUUGAAUUUGUUGCAAGGUCAGUUUGGCGUGUUUACUAUUGUGAAUGCAUAUUGAUUGUUACGAUUUACCAAUAGAAAUGAGUGGGACCAUCGUCUCCGAUGGGGUGUAGCUGAUGGCAACUGUUUCCCCGCAAUUACCCAUUUUGAGCUUUUCGAGAAGGACUUGUCGUUGCAUGAAUCAAUAGACUGAGGAGACAAUAAACCUCUCAGGCUGAAUGUAGCACUGUUUUGUAGUCGAUUACCAUGAAUUUGAGUGACAUGCGUGAAUACGACACCUGCCAUUUUGGUGUGGUC
This is a messenger RNA of Somion occarium, 2227 nucleotides long. NCBI's taxonomy places the organism in Eukaryota, Fungi, Basidiomycota, Agaricomycetes, Polyporales, Cerrenaceae. The record is from the annotation of a GenBank genome assembly.